UCUUUCUGUGUAAAUUAUGCUGUGCAUUUAUCUUUCCCUGGAAAUGCACAGUGAAAGUUUGGAAUCUCUGCUUGCUUCCUGCCAUGAAUGUUGCUCAGUUUUCAUACCAUCAUCUUCCCUUCAUUGGUUCUAGCUGGCAAUAUUCAAUGCUUAGGAUUUCCACAAAUCAUUCACUUCUUUUGUAGUUUUUGAUUCAAGUAUUUAAGUACAGCAUUUUGUGCUUUCAUGGACUUUGUUUUUAAAGUCCUAUACCACACACUUCUGUUACAAGUCUCAAGUUCUUGUACUGAAAAGCCUGCAUUUCACAGAAGAUAGUUGAAACUCUAUUUGUGUUGUCUAGCUUUUGGAUUCAUUAUCAGUUCCCAAAUUCUCUAUAGGAAUUGUUUCUGUUAAAUUAUUCAUCAUCCCAAGUUAUCUUUUGAUACACUGGGAAAACUUAGCCCUUUUUCUUUUUUGCCUUGAAUACAAUUUUUGUUUCAUACAGAAGGAAAUUUCUUAGAAAUUUGUUUAUUCUUUGGUUCCAAAACCUGUUCUUUGGGAUUUUUGUUCCCAUUUUGGUUUAUCAUCCUUUUCCAAAUUUAAUUUGGAACCAAACCAAAGCUGAGAACUGGCAAUAUUCAGCUAUUGUGUUGCUGAAGAUUGAAGCAGAGAAUUAGACGAGUUGGAUAUUUAACAGCAUGAAUUUUUUAACAGGACCUUCAAAGAAUUCUUGGGAGCCAAUCAUGACUGGGGACACAACAACCCCAAGUUACUGGCUUAACUGGAGGGUGUUGCUUUGUUCCAUUUGGUUAUUAAUCUCGUUGGUUUUAGCAUCAAUUCUUAUUUCCAAGUAUGAAUGUUUGCGCAAUUCGAAAAGUAGAAGUAAGGAAAGACUCAAAGAUUCAGCCGGAGUUUUGUAUGAAGAUGAAGUUUGGAGGCCCUGCCUCAGAAGCAUACAUCCUGCUUGGCUGCUGGGAUACAGAAUUGUUGCUUUUAUUGUGCUAGUAUUAAUGCUGAUCCUAAAUGUUGCCGUUGAUGGAGGAGGCAUUUUUUUAUACUAUACACAGUGGACCUUUACAUUGGUUACUUUCUAUUUUGCGCUUGGAUCUGUGCUCUCCAUGUAUGGAUGUUACCAAUAUCACAAUAGAAUCGGUGCUCGAUAUGAUGAUGAGAGGGUUGAUACUGAGCAUGGUGCUGAUGGAACCUCCAGAAAUGCUGCAGAAAACUCAAAUGUGUCCAAUGGUGCAAAAGGCUUUGACCCUAGUGAGCAACUACAUGAUCGGAAGAUUGCUAGUUUUUGGGGUUAUGUGUUUCAGAUCAUUUUCCAGAUGAAUGCUGGAGCUGUAUUGCUGACGGAUUGCGUGUUUUGGUUCAUAAUUGUACCGUUUCUUGCCAUCAAAGAUUACAGACUGAAUUUUUUGAUUAUAAAUAUGCACUCAAUCAAUGCUGUUUUUCUGCUUGGUGAGACUGCAUUAAACUGCUUGCGGUUCCCUUGGUUCCGAAUUGCAUACUUUGUCCUAUGGACAGUUGUUUAUGUCAUUUUUCAAUGGAUUGUUCAUGCUUGUGUUUCACUUUGGUGGCCCUAUCCAUUCCUUGAUUUAUCAUCUCCAUAUGCUCCGCUGUGGUACUCAUCUGUGGCAUUGCUGCACAUACCAUGUUAUGGUCUUUUUGUUCUGGUAAUUAAGCUGAAACACUUUCUUCUGUCAAAAUGGUUCCCGCGGUCUUAUCAAUGUGCUCGGUAAUGCGUGCUGAAUCCAGUCUUGAAGCCAAACUCAGCUCCAGAAGGAAAAAGUUGGUUUUCUCCCUUGAAUAUACUUGCUAAACAGGAAAUCAAGAAUGCUAUCCAUGACAACCAAGGUUAUUUUGAAGAUCAGAUUUUGAAAGGUGUUACAGAAAUACAGCAUACUGUUACAGUAGGUGCAAGAGACCAUUACGGGGGGUGCUGCAUUAAAUUUUGGUUUGCAGCACACAAAAUCUAGUCAAGCAAGUAGAGCAAAAUCUUGUUCAUGCAACCGUUUUCCAGUGCUAACAGACAUGUAACUGUACACAGAUGGUAGAGAAAUACAUAAUAAUUUCCAUAA
Messenger RNA from Coffea eugenioides, 2060 nucleotides. RefSeq lists its product as uncharacterized. The transcript is spliced from 8 exons. NCBI's taxonomy places the organism in Eukaryota, Viridiplantae, Streptophyta, Magnoliopsida, Gentianales, Rubiaceae. The record is from RefSeq and is a predicted model, not a curated record. Gene Ontology annotation, cellular component: membrane. Bases 678 to 1721 code for a protein of 347 amino acids.